AUGUAUUGCGGCGAUUAUACACAAGGAACAAUUUUUCCUGCUCCAAACUUUAACCCUAUUAUGGAUGCCCAGUUGCUAGGAGGAGCUCUACAGGGAAUUAGUUGUGAAAAAGAUGUGUUGAUUGAUAUUCUAACUCAGCGUUGCAACUCACAGCGACUUAUGAUUGCCGAGGCAUACAGAGACAUGUAUGGCAGGGAUCUGAUAGCAGACCUGAAAGAAAAUCUCUCUCAUCACUUCAAAGAAGUUAUGGUUGGCUUGAUGUAUCCACCUGCCUCCUAUGAUGCCCACGAGCUCUGGCAUGCCUUGAAGGGAGUAGACACAGAAGAAAACUGCCUAAUUGAUAUAUUAGCCUCAAGAUCAAAUAUGGAGAUUUUCCAGAUGAAAGAAGCCUACUUAAUGCAAUAUAAUACUGAUCUUCAACAAGAUAUCGACUCUGAGACUUCAGGUCACUUCAGAGAUACACUCAUGAACCUUGCUCAGGGAACAAGGAUGGAAGGAUAUGCAGACCCUUCUACAGCUGCUCAGGAUGCAAUGAUUCUAUGGGAAGCAUGUCAGCGGAAAACAGGCGAACACAAAAACAUGCUGCAAAUGAUUCUCUGCAACAGAAGCCACCAGCAGUUGUGGAUUGUUUUCCAGGAGUUCCAAAAUAUCUCUGGCCAAGACAUAGUAGAUGCCAUUAACGAAUGUUAUGAUGGAUACUUUCAAGAAUUACUGGUUGCAAUAGUUCUCUGCAUUCGUGACAAGCCUUCUUACUUUGCUUACAGGCUUCAUAAAGCAAUUCACGACUUUGGGUUUCACAAUAAGACAGUUAUAAGGAUUCUCAUUGCCAGGAGUGAGAUUGACUUGAUGAAUAUCCGACAGCGAUACAAAGAGAGAUAUGGGAAAUCACUCUUCCAUGACAUUAAA
This is a messenger RNA of Acanthisitta chloris (rifleman), 906 nucleotides long. It is a transcript of the gene ANXA10, whose product is annotated as annexin A10. The record is from RefSeq and is a predicted model, not a curated record. Gene Ontology annotation, molecular function: calcium-dependent phospholipid binding; calcium ion binding. NCBI's taxonomy places the organism in Eukaryota, Metazoa, Chordata, Aves, Passeriformes, Acanthisittidae. Gene Ontology annotation, cellular component: cytoplasm. The annotation marks the transcript as partial. The transcript is spliced from 11 exons.